AUGAUUCGACAAUUCUUUCUGACUUGUUGCUUCCUUACGGCAUGGUCUUCAGCUCAAGUCGUCAGCAAAACAGCCAUUGACUUCUGUUCUGUAGAAAAGCAGGACUGUGGUAGAGGAAUAUGUGAAUCCCACCGUCUAGGAAAUCGUUGUAAGUGUCCCCGAGGCUGGAUGGGACGAGGAUGCUCUCGUCCCUGUCAGGAUGUUUACCGAAGCUGUGCCAGAUGGAAAGAAGAACGUCGGUGCAGUUGGACCAGACCUAUCAGUCCUUUCUUUGCUGAUAACUGUGCUUUGAGUUGCGGAAGUUGUGAAGGAAACGGAAAAAGACUGCCCUUGACUCUUCCUCCUAUCCUGGAUAACAUAGCUUGGUUGGUUGGCAGAUGGGAAACUCGGACAAACGCUGGAGAUAGAUUCCCGGAGCCAAUAGACGGAGCUUAUCGUGAAAUUCUUGAAGUCCAGAUCUCGGAUGUUCCAUCUUUCGACCGUCCCCCUGUGAAUAUCAGCACUUUAGCCAUCUCCAUAAAUGGAGAUGAUAUUCAUCGUGAACUUGGAUUUAUGACCAGUAAGCCAUUCAAUGAGGAUACGGGAUUUAUUGAUGAAAACAAACCCAAACUUGGAGAAGAUAAAGUGGCUAUUGAAACAGUUGGCAAUACAGGCAUGAUGAUAAUUGAAGAAGGUAUAAUUAGGGAUAAAUCAAUAAAACUUGAAACAACUUAUAAGAAAUCUAUAUUAGGAUCUCAUAUGGAAUUUCAAAAUUCUCGUCGCAUGUUCCUUCUCAUCCAACCAGAUUUACUUGAGGAACGUGUAAUUAUGACUGAUUCUAGAGGACAAACAAGGAAAUGGCUUAAGAGAUAUCGACGAACAUUCGAUUAUUUACAUAAUAUCGUUAGUGUGGAUGACGUGGAUUUGCGUCUUCCAUGA
Molecule: messenger RNA, 918 nt
Organism: Auanema sp. JU1783
Lineage: Eukaryota; Metazoa; Nematoda; Chromadorea; Rhabditida; Rhabditidae
Source: the annotation of a GenBank genome assembly